Messenger RNA from Phanerochaete carnosa HHB-10118-sp, 1221 nucleotides. RefSeq lists its product as uncharacterized. NCBI's taxonomy places the organism in Eukaryota, Fungi, Basidiomycota, Agaricomycetes, Polyporales, Phanerochaetaceae. Bases 36 to 1097 code for a protein of 353 amino acids. The record is from RefSeq and is a predicted model, not a curated record. The transcript is spliced from 6 exons.
CGUCCGCGAGCUGAACAUCGAGAGUCGACUCGGAGAUGGCAGACUUUGCGCCCCAAGACCGUAGCCCGCGCGAGCUCAGAGUCGCUUUACAGAGUGUCGAGCAAGCUGUGCAAAAUGUAACCAAGCGAGCUACAAACCGUCUUCCUCAGCUUCUGAUGAAUAGCGUGCUAUUUGGUGCAUUUUCUAUGCUGAUUCCCCUGCUUGUGCUUGCCCUAUUCUACUACUGCAAGUCGCCCCGUACCAGGACAGUCGCAGGCAUUACAUGUUCUCUCGUGUAUUGCAUUGCGGCGCAGCAGUGGGGAUCUGAAAUCUACACUCUUGUACUCAACGUGCUAGAGUCUCACGCCAUCAAAGAUGCAACAGUCCAAUGCUUGCACGAUACAAUUCGCGGAGCAGCGUGCCCCCUGAAUCCGACCAGAAUUGACCAGCCACUUGGCCCAGCACUAAAGCAAUUCCUGUACGCUGCCGCCAUGCGGCCCAUGCCACUGGCGGCCACCUCAAUCAUCAGCAAUCUGGCAAUGUCGUUCCUCGCCUGUCAUAUGUGGGACGGGACGCUUGCUAUACACAUGCUCACACUGUCCUUCUUUUCUGUAACUGCUUCCGCCGCGAAUCAAAGUUGGAACCAGCCCGCUUCUGCGCCUCCCUCAUAUUUCCUCAGACGCGACAUCAUGACUUUCGCUUUCUUCUGGCCACUCAAUAUCUGGGUUGCAGCUUUGAUCGUCGGCAAAGCUCGGUAUAUCGUAGGGUCGCAUAUCGCAGGGUCACGCCCCGCCUUGUUGCGCAAGCUCCACGUUAGACUCGCGAUUCUGCACGCCGUGGUCUGGACUGUUCUCGCUACUGGUGCCAUCUUUGCUAACUCACCAUGGGCAAUGGCUUCAGACACGAUCAGGUGGUGCACUGCUCGCGGGAUUCAUCUCUUCAUCAGCUCAGUCUUCGUGCAUCUGACGGGCAUCUACGUCACUGUGCAGUUCUUGCUGAUGGCAUUUGCAAAUAGCGAAGAGGAGAACGACAUCCUCAUUGCUAGCCUAGGGAAAGUAUCGCAGGAGAAUGACGUCCUCAUUGCUAGCCUGGAGAAGGCAUCGCAGGAGAAGAUUUGACGUGGCGGUACAGAAUGGCGCCGUGCGAAGUUUCCAGCCCUCCAUAUCUCCAUUCGAAUGUACUAUAUUACUGGCAUGAUGUCUGGCCCUGCGUUAUGUGACUCGAGCACGACAUUGAACACCC